GCGGUGGCGCGCGCUCACGGAUUUUGGUCCUCAAUGAGGAGACCGAAAGAGAGCGGCCGUGCAGAGCGGGUCGAAGGCGACGUCUCUCCAGCUGCCGUUUAACUGGACUUGUCCGAGAACUGGAACGGAAACUCUGCUCGCGUGCACCCGGCGGGAGCCGAGUCGCUGAGGGACUCCCUUUGAGGCGGGAAAACACGGAAUUACUGUUCAGAAAUGCUCAUUUUCUAAGUUGGAUUCUUUCAUUUAACGGCAGUCUUGCUCCUCAAACGCGAAGACCACCGUAGUAGGCAAAGAUAACCGUUUUUAACGACACACUGGUGUCAAAACCAGUCACGUAUAUUGCACUUAAAGGUUUCACACUCCUGGGGCGGGAAUUCAACCGAAACGGGAGCCCAUCAUCCGAUCUCACGCAUCGGAUUCCGUCGCCGCCGAGUGAAUUAAUAAAUAAAUAAAGUCUGACUGACUGGACAUACAGGCUUGCUGACGCGUCCCACGUUUGACAGCUUUUUGGGGGCGUCUCAGUUUAACUCAAGCAUCAAUGUAAAUACGCCGAACGAGAAGAGGAGGAAAAGGAGUGAACCCACACCAGCAGAAUCCUUCAGUUAUCAAUGGGAAAUACCGGAGCGCACGCGACUGGAGCGAGAUGCUCAGAGAAGCUCGAGACCAUCUCGUGCGUCGCCGCGCUCACCGUGAGUGAGUUUUAAAAGGCGCGCGGCGAGGGGGGAGAACAAGCACCGUGAAGUUGAACAUAUUUGUCAGUCAAGACAAUAGCCGGGUGGAAAAUUUAUGUUUCAUGUGGCACAUUAAUGAGAAAGCAAAACCCAUCACCGAGCUUCCCAAGGAUUGUUGAGAAUAUGGAAAUGUGUAAUUGUUGACGAAGGUGAAGAUGACAGAAGCUUUGUGAGAAAGAUACCGAGCGUGUUUUUGUGAGAGGGUGAAGUUUAUUCGACAUGCCCGAGAAUGUCUCCCUCAUCAGGAACCGGACGGAAGUCGGGCAGGGUCGCGCUUGGGGUAGCGGAGCAGGCGCGCGGCCAGCAUGGGUCGUCAUGGUGCUGGCCAGUGUGCUGAUCUUCACGAGCGUGGUGGAUGUGCUCGGUAACGUGCUGGUGAUCAUCUCGGUGCUCAGAAAUAGAAAACUGAGAAACGCGGGUAAUGCCUUUGUAGUGAGUCUGGCUUUCGCCGACCUUCUGGUGGUUUGCUAUCCCUACCCUCUGGUCUUGCACGCCAUGCUGCACGCAGGCUGGCUGCCGGGGGAAAUGGAGUGUAAGGUCAGCGGCUUCCUGAUGGGAGCGAGCGUCAUCGGCUCCAUCUUCAACAUCACCGCCAUCGCCAUCAACCGCUACUGUUUCAUCUGUCAGACCAACACCUACGAGAAGAUCUACGGCCGCGCCGGAACCUUGGCCCUAUUGAUGUUAGUCUGGGUACUCACCGUCCUUGCCAUUCUUCCAAACCUGGCGCUGGGGUCAUUGACGUAUGACCCCCGUGUCUAUUCAUGCACCUUUAGUCAGACGACAAGUGCAGGAUACACCAUCGCUGUGGUGACCGUGCAUUUCCUGCUUCCUAUCGCAGUAGUUACGUUCUGUUAUCUGAGGAUUUGGGUGCUGGUGCUCCGUGUGAGGAGGCGAGUCAAAACUGAUGUCAGGCCACGCCUUCGUCCAAGUGAGUUGCGCCACUUCUUGACCAUGUUCGUCGUCUUUGUGCUGUUUGCCGUCUGCUGGGCGCCUCUGAAUUUGAUUGGCCUGGCUGUAGCGGUGGACCCUCCCCGUGUUGCGCCCAUGGUCCCUGAUUGGCUGUUUGUGGUUAGUUAUUUCAUGGCGUAUUUUAACUCCUGCCUGAACGCCGUAGUGUACGGACUGCUCAAUCAGAACUUCCGCAGAGAAUACCGCAGAAUACUUCUGUCACUUUGUAAGCCACGCCUCUUCCUGCAGGAGACAUCUAGAGGUGGGACUGAGCGCAGCAACAAACAGUCACCUGGCAACAACAACAACGACGAUCAGCCCAAAGCGAACACAAUAUAAUUCACUCACAAUACAUAUACACAGAUAUCAAAGAGAGAAUGCUGCAAAACGGUUUUAAAUUGCACCCACAAGUGUUUUAACAAUAACGUUUUAUGCCUCACUUUAGAUACCACCAUCUGCAAAAAAGAAAAAAAAAAUACCUCAUUUGUUGGAAAACCAUAAAAUUAUAAUAAUCCUCAUUAUUAAAAAAAUUUAUUGCAUCUCACAUGCAUUACAAUCACAUUCAAUUAAUGCAUGCUAAUGAUUGAGAACUGUGCAAUAAGUCAUUACCAGACAAAAAGUGCAAGCUUGAGAAAGACAAAAACUGCAGAACAUUUUUGUCUUCUCCAAACAUGCGCUCCUUGAAAACAACUUAUUUUUCUCACUGAUAGUUGGAGGCUGUUUUCUCCAGCCAUCCAUAAAUACUCACUAAACAGAUCUCUCACAAGAAGGCAGCACCCAGAGGACUCGCAACAUUUUCACAAGUGCUUCCCUAAUGAUAUAACAGCAUUAAAGAAACGUUCCCGAAAUGCUCACACAUUUGUGACCGUUCAGCACCUUGACAUACAUUUUCCCAGAUGUCCAAUAGCGUUAGCACUUUUGGCACUGUAAGUACACUAGAGCCUCCCCUUGUGCUAUGCAACCAAUUAAUUUUAAACUCUAUGGAGAAAGUGUAAAACUAGGGCUCCCUUAGGUUUGCAGUAAAGAUUAUCCAAACGUUCCCCUAAAACACUGCAGCAACAUUCUGUAAAACUCCCCUAUUGCUAUGCAAACUCAACAUGAGCACUGUUGAAAUCUUCCUGUAACCUUUCCACAACAUUCCUCAAUUAAGUCUGUGAAUUGGAAUAUGCCCACAUGCUGCAAGAACAUGUUUUUAUAUUCUCCAUAGGUUUAAACAAACAUCAUACGCUCCCUAUGCCUGUGCACCAGCAGAACACAUCUGCACGUAUAUAAUCUUGUGGCGGCAUACAACUUAUAUUAACUUUAGACAACAUUUCUUAAAGGGAUAGUUCACCCAAAAAUGAAAAUUAUCCCAUGAUUUACUCAACCUCAAGCCAUCCUAGGUGUAUAUGACUAUCUUCUUUCAGAUGAACACAAUCAGAGAUAUAUUUAAAAACAUCCUUAGUCCUUCAAGGUUUAAAAUGGUUGUGAAUGGCUGCUCAAAUUAAAAAAAAAAAAAAAAAAAUGCAUCCAUCCAUAAUCAAAGUUAUCCAUAUAUAGCUCCAGAGGGUUAAUAAAGGCAUUUUGAAGUGAAGGGAUACGUUUUUCUAAGAAAAAUAUCCAUAUUUAAAACUUUAUGAAUUCAAAUAACUAGCUUCUGGCGGACGGCCGUACGUAAUAAAUCUCCGAUUGUGUUCGUCUGAAAGAAGAUAGUCAUAUAUACCUAGGAUGGCUUGAGGGCGAGUAAAGCAUGGGAUAAUUUUCAUUUUUGGGUGAACUAUCCCUUUAAAUGAGGAAAGUAAGGCACCAGUUUACAACUGGAUUUAUUAACAGGGUUCAAAUGAUCAUCACAAUUUAAAAACAUAAAACGUUAUGUUAUGAGCAUAGGGCUUCACAUAUGUGACAUGAUAAAUAGACUAUUUGUCAGUAUCCUUUCUUCCUUAACAGGCCAAUUUAUAUCAUUACUAUUAAUAAUAAUAAUAAUAGUAAUAAUAAUACAAACGUUAAAAUAAUCUUCAUUAAUAUACCAGCAUGUGUCAAUAGACAUUUACACACUUCAAAGUGCCAGUUUCUGGUCUCAGUCAAACCACAAUACUUAAGAAGGACCUAAUUCUUCAUUAAAUACCAGAUAUAGAAGUAGCUUAUAUGAUCAGUUCAUACUGAUAUAAUCAUUUAGGUCAAGAAAGUCAAAACUGCAUUCAUCUUCACUUAAGCUAUGGAUACUUUUACUGAGGAAAGUUUCCAUCUCAAUCAUAUCAGUUACUAAAAUCACAUUUUUAUAGUCACCCUAGCAGUGGCAUUGAGUAUGGGGAGGAGGGGGAUGGCUGUCCCUGAUGUAUUAUACAAAGCAUCUGAUAUUUUUAAAGAUUCACUCACGUUUCACUUCACAAAUAAUGUAGGAUUUAUGGCUUUUACUUUGCCUGCCCGCUACUAGUUGCCUAGUCCGUCUGUCCGUGAUGAAAAGCUACAGACACUGGUACACUGAGAGAAAGUUCACAAAUAAUUAAAUAAAUUUCACAAAUAAUUACAAAGAAACAAGUGACACAUUGAAUUAAAUGUGAUUUUUCUUAAGUAAAAAGACUGAAAUAGUAUUUUCUUGUCAAAUUUACUACAAUAAACAUUAUUUUUUUUUAGAACUUCUAGUGUAGAUUACCAUUUUUACACAGAGCGCGCGUUUGCAUUUCACUGCGUUGCUUCUGAAUUGCUUUUCAAUGUAAACAUGCUCUUGACGGCCGCAUUCAACACUAUUUUUUCAGUGUCUCGCACAUGUGUGCAACAUUUUUAAAUCGCCGUGAACGGUUAAAUGUUGUUCAACUUUCAAAAACGCAUCUCUCGAGACCCUGCGCUCUUUUCCAUCACACUUUGCUGUGUCUAUCAUAUUUAAAAACAAAAAAGCAUUCUGUGUAAAUGGCCCCUUGCACGUUUAUUCAGCUAACUGCAGUUUUAAAGCCCAUCAAUAUUUAUAUAGCCAGCUGUUGAACAGUACCUGUUCAGACCAGUACGUUGAACUAUCAAUUGGCAGGUUUCAACAAACCGUCAUUGAUACAAAGAGAUUGAUGAGGUAAUAAUAAAAUUAUUCAGCGAAAUUGAAGACUUCUGUCUUUUGAGAACUUCUUAGCUUUUUCUAUAGAAUAUUUAGAUUAGCAUUACAAAUGCCUUAGUAAUUUCCCCCAAUUUAUUCCUGACAUUCAUGCAAAGAAAAGUGAAUGAUUUUAAACGUUUGUUUUUUUCUAUUUGUGAGUUCAUUUUUAGAAAUGAACCUCCACCACCUGUGCUCACAUCUUUUUUUUCUUGUCUCAUUAUUCUGAAAAGAAUGUUGCUAAAAUACUUUUAAGUUUCUUUUAAGUUCCCACGGAUGUAAUUAGCGUCUAACAAUACACAUGUGUAUAAUUGUUUGUGUGAACUCUUUAAGCCUCAAAAAUGUAAGAACUAGAAUCUGCCAAAAACAAAACUGAGGAGUGAAUUCACUGAACAGUUACUCAAAACAUUUCAGCGCAAAAUCCUUCAUUAUAAGCACUCACAAAUCAGUUUAACCACACAUUUAGCACUCAAAACCAACUGACAUGAUGAAGAAUUGCAUUUAUAAAAUUCCUUGCUGUGUUUGCACCAUUACCUGAUCCUUUAGUGUCCCGGGUGCUAAAACAACGUAGACAGUGCGCAAAUAAACAUCGCUAUCAGUGGACACAAUUAUACAUAGCGAAUCCAUUACUCGUAGUGAAUCCCUCCCGAGUCAUUGACAUGGCUUUACUUUUAUUCACAUUAAUCAGUGAAUCUUCCAGUUCAGGGUCAAAUUUAAGCCUCAAAUGUUAAAUACUUCAAAUAAUGAAUACCAGUAGCAGUAAUGAUUAAACGAUUUAUUGGGAAGAACUUUACCAAAGGAGCUUCAAUUCUGAUUGCAGUGAGUAAUAAAACUUAAUAAAAGACAUCAGUGCACUUAUUGAAAUCUUAAGGAUAUUAUAGUCUUUAAAUAUUGUAUGACUUAUCAUGUCAUUUUAUUUUAAUAAUCUACUGAACCAUAGUGCACUAAUGUUUUUAUUCUUAUUUCACAUGGUUAAAAAUAGUUUUAAUUUUGCAUCCCAGUAAAAUUGGAAAAAUGAUAGUGAAACCCAAACAAACACCAAAUGCUCCGAGAGUGCUCAGGGUGUUAAAAAAAAUACUCUUACCAAGAGUUCAAGUUUACCUGACUAUUUCAAGUUCUUAGUAACAAUCAUCUAUUUUAACUGUGAGUUCAUAUCAGACCACGUGAGGUGGGGUUUGACAUCUUUACCUGGAAUAUUACAAACACAAUAGGCUGCAGUCACCCCAAAGGGUGAUUCAAAAGCACAAUAAAGAUGUUGUGAGAAAAAGAGUGGCAUACUUGUUCUGUUUACAGUUCCAGUGUUAUCUUAGUAUAAUGGAGUUUGUCGCAGGACGGUGAAUGACUCCACGUGUCUCUAUGCAUUUAAAACAUGUCUCGCCAUCAGUCACGAUAUCUUAGUAUUCCAGCUGAGUGCCCGAGCGCUCGCAUAAUGUACUGUUUCUAUGGGUAUUCCUAUUUUAUAUCAGUUUCUCUCAUGGGUAACCCGAUCUUAGUAUUUACGAUGAGAGUAGAAUAAUCUUAGUAACUUCAACGAGUAUCUCGCCCUUCUUACUGUUGCGAGAUCACAUGCUUAUUUCUUAGUACCUUUGAUGACUAUGAUGAAUAAUCUCUGUAUUUAUGACAAAUGCUUGUUCAGUAAUCUAUUUGUCUUGGUAAAGCUGAUGAGUGCUGGCAUCUUUGUAUCUGCAGUUUCUUGUUUUGGAAUUUUUGAUGAGUACUUCUACUUUAAAAUUGAAGAAGAGCUUUUAUCCAGUGAUAUUCCCAUUGGUGGAAUAGUUAUGAUGUGCUUCGCUGUGAAUGAAGAAAUAUAUUUAUUAAUCUAUGUAUUUGUUAUUUUUAUGAAUUAUUUUUUUGGAAUAGUUUUGUUGUUAUUGCUACCUUCUGUGCUUUGAUACCAUUUCCCAGUCUGUGGGUGUCUAUUUUAAUCUUUGGAUCUACAGUAAACACUGUAAUUGUACUGUAUUUGGGCCAGUUUAAUUAUUUAUUUAUUUAUUUUUUUUUAGUAUGGUACAAAGAGUACUUAUCUUUGUUUCCACAACAAGUACUAAACUGUCUUCUUAACUGAGUUUACUUAAAUGGUUUAUGCCAAAUGAUUAUCUUUCCUCAUUUACUUCCAAUUUUAUUAAAUUGUGUAUCCCCAGAAAAAAAAAAAAAAAAAACACUGUGCAGAUUGUGUUACCUCAAGUUGUGGAACUAAAUUAUGCUGACUUUAAGUAAAUUAAGUCAAUAAAUGAAUAAACCCUUGAAGUAAUCUCAACCAACAGGUGCAUCUUAUCAGUGUGUCUUAGUACUCGGGUAAGUUCUCUUAUUUUAGUAAUGCUGCUGUAGUGUUGAACAUUAACUGAUGUACUACGUUUGUAAAACUUAACUUAGUAAAUCAAAGCAUUAAUCGGGUCAAACUGUUACAGCCCCAAACACUUGUGAUAUUUCAUACUGCAAAAUGAAUGUGCAUGAACGUUGAUUGUUUUAUUUGAAUUUUUUGAAUUUGUGCGCUUAAGGAACAAGGCGGCAAUUAUCUUCAGACUUAGGACAAAUGAGGCAUAAGUGAUAUUGCUAAGAAGAGGAAUGGAUCGAUGGGGAACAGGACCAAGAGAACCUAAAAAUAAUGUAUUAUUGUGACAUGGUCUUAAAAUGA
Molecule: messenger RNA, 7372 nt
Organism: Ctenopharyngodon idella (grass carp)
Lineage: Eukaryota; Metazoa; Chordata; Actinopteri; Cypriniformes; Xenocyprididae
Gene: mtnr1ba
Product: melatonin receptor type 1Ba
Exons: 2
Coding region: 951-2018 (355 amino acids)
Biological process (GO): G protein-coupled receptor signaling pathway
Cellular component (GO): membrane
Molecular function (GO): melatonin receptor activity
Source: RefSeq, a predicted model, not a curated record